Messenger RNA from Colletotrichum chrysophilum, 1137 nucleotides. RefSeq lists its product as uncharacterized. Gene Ontology annotation, molecular function: snoRNA binding; protein binding. Lineage: Eukaryota; Fungi; Ascomycota; Sordariomycetes; Glomerellales; Glomerellaceae. The record is from RefSeq and is a predicted model, not a curated record. Gene Ontology annotation, cellular component: small-subunit processome; Pwp2p-containing subcomplex of 90S preribosome. Gene Ontology annotation, biological process: maturation of SSU-rRNA from tricistronic rRNA transcript (SSU-rRNA, 5.8S rRNA, LSU-rRNA). The transcript is spliced from 2 exons. Bases 1 to 1137 code for a protein of 378 amino acids.
AUGGCCGUCGCCGAAAAGGCUCGCUUCUACUUGGAGCGUUCCGAAGAAAUCCGCACCAUCGUCCAGAAACGCAGCGACUUCGAACACCGCAUCCUCGCCCCGCGCUCCAACCCCGCCGACUUCUCCUCCUAUGCGAAAUGGGAAACCUCCCUCGACGCCCUGCGCCAGAAGCGCUGCCGGCGCAUGAAGGUCGGCCACGUCAACUCCCAGCACGCCUCCCAGGCCCGCGUCCUCGCCAUCUACGACCGCGCCGUUGCCCGCCACCCCUCCCGCAAGGACCUCUGGCUCGAGUACCUUGCCUACACCGAGGACGUCAAGGCCUCCAAGCGCUGGCGCCGCACCAUGGCCGCCGCCCUGCGCAUGAUGCCCACCGACGCCGACCUGUGGAUCCACGCCGGCCGCCGCUCCGCUAAGAACGGCGACAUGGGCGGCGCAAGGGGGUACUUCAUGCGCGGGUGCCGGUUCUGUACGACGGAGGGCACGCUGUGGAUCGAGUACGCGCGCUGCGAGAUGGAGUGGCUGGCCAAGAUGGACGCGAAGCGCGGCAGCGGGAAGAAGAAGGACGCGAACCCCCUGGCGGGCGAGAAGAUGGACGACGACGACGAGAUCCGCUUCGGCGACGAGGAGGACGAGGAGAACGAGGAGGGUGACGACUUGCCCGUCCCCGGCAAGAAGGUCAUCGACGAGGACGCCGCCGCGAAGCUCAAGAACAACCCGGCCAUGGACGGCGCCAUACCCAUGGCCAUCUUCGACAUCUCCCGCAAGCAGUCCUUCUUCACCCCCGACGUCGCCGAGCGCUUCUUCGACAUGUUCGCUACCUUCGCCAAGGUCUCGUGCCUCGAGAGGAUCAUCACCCACGUCGUCGAGGCCAUGCGCGCGCUCGACGCAGCCCAUCCCGCGACGUGGAACUGCUACGUCCGCCUGCCGCUGGUCGGGUUCAGCCCCGACACGCCCGAGUUCCCGCUGGGUCUUCGCGAGGUGCUCUCGAGGCUUGGCAAGGGUCUGGACGAGACUUCGGAUAAGGAGGCGCUGCGCAGCAAGAGCCUGGUGUGGAUCCAGAUGAUCCUCCUCGUCGAGGACCUGGACGAGGGCAUCAAGGCCGUGUUGGAGGCUACAAAGGACAAGUUGCAGGCGUGA